Molecule: messenger RNA, 1326 nt
Organism: Angiostrongylus costaricensis
Lineage: Eukaryota; Metazoa; Nematoda; Chromadorea; Rhabditida; Metastrongylidae
Source: the annotation of a GenBank genome assembly
AUGGCUGCCAUUCGAAGUGGUCUGCUCGACGUGCUCGUUCAUGGAGAAUGGCACCGAGUGCACACCACUCUCGAUCCAACCGCCAUCACUGACCAAAACCAAGAACUCGACGCUGAGAAACGAACAGUACGCGUUGUCAAAUACGAUGGCAAUGGCCUCGGAAUCAGCAUAAAAGGAGGGCGCGAUAACAAUAUGCCAAUUGUUAUCAGCAAAAUUUUCAAAGGAAUGGCCGCAGACCACACAGGUGAACUGUUCGUUGGAGAUACAAUUCUCGCAGUUAAUGGCGAGUCUUUAAUUGAUGCCACACAUGACGACGCUGUGAGAGCUCUAAAGAGAGCAGGACGUGUUGUUGACCUAUACGUGCAAUACAAACGCGACGAACUUGUGAGACGUGAUAACGCUGUGGAAAAUAUCGAAUGGGACGACGAUAACCGUGACAAAAUCCGAGCUAUUGGUUUGAAGUUAGCGUAUGUUGCUCGUGCGGGUGUGGAUGCAGACGCAGAAGGAAGGAUCUUUGAAGUGAGUAGAGAAAAAAGUCCUUCCGGACGGUAUGCGCUGGCGUUUCGGUGUAGCACUUCAAUGGAGGCAGAUUCGUGGUUCGAAGUGAUUCACGGCUGUGUGAAUGCAUUACUAACUCAGGCAUUAGCUCAAGUAAAUCUCAUGCUUGGAGGACACCCACAAGUCAGAAGAAUGGGUUGGGUCUCAGAGCAGGUAGAGUUCCACAACGGUAUAAUCAUGUGGAAGCCGAAAUUUCUGACACUUACACAAAACGAACUGUUAUUCUACGAUGCAGUCCCUCAGCUAAAAACCGAAUGGGCGGAACCGCGGGUCACCCGGCCACUUGUUGCUACGAGAGUUGUGCAGACCACGUCGAGAACAGCACCAGUGAUGAAGGGAUUAUCUGAUGUCAUUUCUCUCCAAAUUCGCACCGGAACUCAGAAUGGAGUACGAACUCAUAUUUUACGAGUGGAAACGCAUGCAGAUCUUGCCCAAUGGGUUCGCACGAUUGUGUUAGGAACAUAUGAGGCAUGCUCAGAGAUAUCGCAGGUGACUUCACCUUGCAACUGGCGAGGAGAAAAAUGUGAACUAGUGGUCAACUUGGACACUGGAAUUUCGCUAUCCAGACAAAAUCGGGAGGUAUUAUGGCACUAUUCGUUCGAAUCUAUUCGAGCGACAGGAGAUGACGGCGGGCGAUUCCUAUGGAUUGACUUCGGUCCUCCUAAUGGCGAGCAAGAGCUGGAUCUCAUCACAUCAGCGAAGCCAAUAGUCUUCAUCUUACACUCCUUCCUAGCCACAAAAGUCUACCGACUAGGGCUUUAUGCAUGA